Sitophilus oryzae (rice weevil) is the source of this 4517-nucleotide messenger RNA. Its product is annotated as muscle M-line assembly protein unc-89-like. Gene Ontology annotation, molecular function: protein binding. Lineage: Eukaryota; Metazoa; Arthropoda; Insecta; Coleoptera; Curculionidae. The record is from RefSeq and is a predicted model, not a curated record. Bases 40 to 4269 code for a protein of 1409 amino acids. The transcript has 8 exons.
UCGGCACCUGCCAGCCGUCUCAGCUGCCAUGCUGCCGACAUGGGCAACGCGCACGCCAAACAACAUCCCAGAUUAAGAAACAAAAAGCAAGUGCACUGGAAAGCAGCAGGAUCAUGUUUAGGAAAAGGAGUACCAGAGAGCUUUGACCUGGUUCGCCCUGAUAGGCCUGGUAAACCCAUCCUUCUGCAAAAUGCCGAUGGAACACCGGAUUUGGUGACCUUACGAUGGACACCACCAAUCAACGAUGGUGGAUCACCCAUAUCUGGAUACCUAGUAGAACACCGUCGAGUUGGGUCACCCCACUGGGUACGGGCGACACCUCUACCAACACCAUAUCCGGAAAUCACACUUAGUGGUCUAGAACCAGGAUGGAGGUAUCAAUUCAGAGUGAGCGCAGAGAAUGCAGUGGGAUACUCUGAUCUUUCUGAAGUCUCCGAAGCAAUAACGGUUACUCUACAAAGAUCUGCCGUGACUGCUCCUCAAUUCACUCAAGACGUUGUCGACACAGUGGCUUUGGAAAACAACAAAUGCGAAUUUGUCUCUCAUUUUCUAGGACAACCUCCUCCGAAAGUCUGUUGGUUCAAAGACGGCUUCGAGAUCUUCAGCAGCCGACGAAUCCGAAUCCUAACCGAGCACGACCGAAGCAUUCUCACCAUUCACCAGACCUCGCUAUCCGACGAGGGCGAGAUCAAAUGCACAGCCACGAACAGAGCUGGACAUGCUUCGAGCAAGGCCAGACUGACCGUCGAAGCUCCUCCUAGUAUACGAUUGCCGCGAAAUUACGAAGAAGGCCUUCUUUUCGAAAUCGGUGAGAUUAUUCGACUUAAAGUUUCUGUAGUGGGUCGUCCGACGCCGUUGGUGUUCUGGAGUCACAACGGCGAAUCAGUGCAAAACAGUGACCGACACGAAAUCGAAUUCGUGGACAAAUCCACAGUGCUCAAAGUCAGCGAAGUCACCCGUCCAGAUCGGGGAGAAUACCUUAUUAGAGCUGUCAACAAACUUGGAGAAGAUUCAGCUUCGUUUCUUGUAACAGUAACAGAUAAACCGUCACCUCCAGGUAAACCAAUUGGUAAAGCUCGAGUUGUCAUGGCUCUUGGAAGAUCAGUUACUCUAUCAUGGACAACGCCUCAAGAUGACGGUGGAUGUAAAAUCGGAAACUAUAUAGUUGAGUACUACAGGCUAGGAUGGAACGUUUGGUUAAAAGCAGCUACAAGCCGACAACUAACCACAAUUCUUGGAGAUCUUAUUGAAGGGAGUGAAUAUAAGUUCAGAGUUAAAGCAGAGAGCCCUUACGGUGUUAGUGACCCUAGUGAAGAAUCUGAAGUUAUAUUUAUACCUGAUCCUAAACGAGGAAUAACACAACCGCCAUCCAGAGGUCGAAGUCAACCAAACGAUUUCUUCGAAGAACCACAGUUACCUUUGCCAAAUAAAAGAAAAAAUAAGACACGAUCUCAAUCGUCUUCAAGGGCAGAACACCAGUCAACAAUCCUAGAAAAUAACAUUGAACCACCUCAAAGACCGAAGAGAACCAAAACAAAAAGCCAGCCUCAAAGUCCUGAACCAUCGCCGAUGGUUCAAAGAAGAGAACCACCGUUCUCUCAAAUAAACAAGGCUAUUUUUGACAGAGCUUCUCUGGCAAGGGACUUAGCAUACGGAAGUCCAGAAAUAAAAAUACAGAAAGAAAACGUAUCGGUACAUCAAGCAAAACCAGUAAAUGUUCCAGCUUCUCUUGGGUCUGGGCAAGAAUUUAAUCCCGAUCAUGCAGUUUAUAAAGUAAAAAUUGAACCGUCACAAAAUGAAGAAAAGGUGGAGAGCUCUAAGAAAGUUGUUAGUCCGGAAGUUAAGAAGAAAUUGAUAAGAGAGCACAGUGCUACCGUUUCGGGAAGUUCUGAGUUUAUGUUGGUUUUAUACUCCGAUGAAAGUGAAAAAGAUCGGACAGAUAUUUUCAACUUCCACGAAAACUCUAUUCCUCCACCACUGUCCCUAUCCGCACCAGAACUCAGCGGCUUAGAAGAGCUUCAAUUCUUACCCCUAAAGAAUUCAGCAAGUUCCACUGAACUCUUACACGAACGCGCCAUUAUGCGCUUCUACCAAGCAGCUGAAGAAGAGGAAAAAGAAUUGGAACGCAUAAGAAACAGCAACCCUGAAAAGAGCCUUGCACUAGAAAUCCCUAGAAUCCAAAUAAAUUCCAAAGACAGUGAUGAUAUUGUAGGUCUAGAUCGCAGACAUUCAUUGAGAAGAAAGAUGUCGGCUGGUAGUGUAAGUCAGCAAGCUAAGUGGGCUCAGAAACGACAUAGCCUGAAGAAUUCUUCAGAACUUUCAGAAGACUUAAUACCACACAACCUAAAAAAAGCUCCUGUUUCAGAGAACAUGAAACGUGACUUAAUACUGAAUCAGUCAGCUUUAUCAGAUGAAGAGGUUUCAGAUUUCAAAAAGAAACAAAUACCUGCAAGAUUGUAUUCUCAAAAUAGCUUCGAACGCAAACCAGUUACUAUAGAAGAAGAAGAACGAUGGAUGGAGGAAUACGAAGAAAGCAUGUCAGAAAGUGAAAGCGGUUCUGAAUCUGAGGUUGAAAGAUUCAAGUUUGAGGUUAGUCGAAGCAGAAAGGUACAGCUUGACGAAAGCAUAGCUGAUGAAGAUAUCACAUACCGCCCAGCAGGAGGACUUGGCAACUUAAGAAAGUUCAGUAAUGAACCUUUCGAAAUUCUAUCCACACCCAAGGAUUUACCAGAUCCUAACUUCAUUCCGAAGCCAAUUUUAAAAAAUUCUCCAUCAAUGUCACCUACGGUAUCUCCCCCGUUGUCUCCAACAAAAGUUGCUAGAGCAUUAUCACCUAGACCUGAUGUUGUACUUCAAAGAAACAGGUCCAAGUCUUUGGCUGUACCUGCUUUACCACCACUGAUAUCUGCCUCUUCUGGAGACGAAAGUGAUGAACCUAAGAAACCUAGAAGCCGGUCCUCGUCUUUAACUUUAACUAACUUAUGGGAACACACCAAAGAGCUUUCCAAACCUAAACCAAUUAAAAAAGCUCCUACUGCAAAACUACCCAAUAUAUCUGCUGUAGCUGAAAUUUCAGGCAUUACAGCGGCUAGUAUCGUCAUACCAGACAACCUACUUAGUAAAAAGAAAGACGAGGAAGCUACUAGAGUUGUAGCUGACCAUUACGAUAGCAUAGUCAAGAGUGUCGGUCAAAGAAGGAAAAGUAACCCCCAAAUUUACUUAGAUAGAGAUUCUUUAAAGAGAGUUGCAGAGGAAAUGGAAACUCCUCAAGAAGAACUUCCUAGUAGUAAAGAAGAGACCCCUUCAAAAGAAAAUCUUAGUCAAGAUAGUGGGUAUCAGAGUGUGUCUGGUUAUAGAAGAAGCAGCUUUACUGAUCACUAUGAUACUUUUCCUAUUGUUAGUAGAAGUCCUAACAGGAAAACAAGCCUAGAAACUAGCGUGUUUUAUAGAAAUCAAGAACAAAAUAUUCGUCGAAAUAGUUUAACUGAAUAUAGCUUAGAAUUUCUGCCAAAUCAACAAAAAUACAGUGUUUUUACCCCUCCAAGUCCUAAUAAAGAACAAAAUACAAGAAAGGACAGUUUAACUGGAAUUUAUGUUCCAAAGAAGUCAGAGAGUACAAUAAAAGACAGUGAAUCAGUUAUCGCAAACAAAGAAACGAACCAAUUUAGAAGAAACAGUCAAACUAAGAAUAUGGGAGUCCAAUUAACAAACUUUGAUAGUCACCAAGGCAGAAAUACUUUGCCUAAGGGCAGAAGAUCCGUCAGUCGUUCGAAAUCUCCUUCCAAAAGGGGUACAAGUGUUUCUAGACGCCAGGUAGGAUUGUCUCCUGCAAGGCCAGAAAACUGGAGUGGUAUGACACAUGCUGAAGGAUUCACAAGGCCCAAAAGAUCAUCUCCAUCUCCGAUGAGAAGGACUAUGCGCGCUCAAAGAGACUCAAAGUGUCCGUCUCCUCAACCAAGGCGUGCGCCAAUGCUCAAGGAAAUUACUACUCAAACUUCUGGAUUUCUUGAGUCGUUUUCUCAAGAAUUCGCCCAUUCUAGUGAGAAAUUGAAAAGGGAGCUUGAGACAAGGGCAGAAAUACAAGUAAGGAGUGCUGUGGAUUGGCUGACUGAUUUGGCUAUGUUUAUAGUAGCUUCUUGGUUCUAUUUGUUUAGUAAUGAACUUUUGGCAAUACCGAUACUUUUAGUUAUGGUUUACAGACAGCUCAAAGAAGAAAUAAGAAAACGAAUACCGGAAUGGAUGGCAAAAAGAUUUAGAAAAAAGAAUUAAAAAUAUUAUUCAGUUAUACUCUUAGUCAUAAUACAAUAUUUUAUAAUCGAAUAAAAAAAACGGCGUCAGCGAUGGCUAUGAAAUGAAGAUCGCUGUCAUUUUAUAUGUAAAAUUAUAUGGGAAAUGUCAUUGACCGUCAUUUCGAAGCCAUAUAUAUUAAUAUUUUUUGAGGAAAACAAAUAAGAUUUUGUGAGGUUUUUGUGCCUAUUUAAAAAUAACGAAUUAAAAUAUUUUUGUGUUUAAUAUAA